Molecule: messenger RNA, 522 nt
Organism: Octodon degus (degu)
Lineage: Eukaryota; Metazoa; Chordata; Mammalia; Rodentia; Octodontidae
Product: neutrophil gelatinase-associated lipocalin-like
Exons: 5
Coding region: 1-522 (173 amino acids)
Molecular function (GO): small molecule binding
Source: RefSeq, a predicted model, not a curated record
AUGGCCCUGGCUCUCCUGUGGCUGGGCUUCACCCUGUUGUGGGCCCUGCAGACUCAUGCUAAGUAUUCCCCUCUGUAUCAGAACCUGAGUCAAUCUCUGGGCCCAUCUCUGAGCAUAAGCUCUCUGCAGCCAAACUUCAAGGCUGACAAGUUCCAGGGGAAAUGGUAUGCCAUAGGUGUGGCAGAAAGCAAUUUCCAGAAUGGAACAGAGAGCCAAUUAGACAUGUACAGCACAGAGUUUGAGCUGAAAAAUAAUUACAGCUACAUCGUCACCUCCUUAAUGCUGAAGGAAGAUAUCUGUGAAAUCUGGGUUAAAGAACUAUCCCCCUGUGGCCAUCCUGGAGAGUUCACCCUGCUAAAUAAGCAUGGGAGAACCAAGAAGCUGAGCCCUAAACUGAAGGAGAAGUUUGUCAAAUUUUCCAAGUCUGUGGGUCUCACCAUUGACAACAUCAUCUUCACGGACCCCAUAGGUGUUGUAGCUGUUGACCGGCAGUCAGAUAUAUUCUUCAGAGGUUCUAUCUGA